AAGCGCUGUUUCAAGCGCUGCGUGUUUACAUCAUUUGAUUUAUUCUCAUUAUUGUUAUAUUUACGGUGGAUGUUACGCUUGUGUGUCGCUGGUUUGUGCUGGACUUUUUGAGUCAUUCACAGCUUAAAAAAAACCGAGAAGAAAUGUCAGAAUAUCGUGUUUAAAUCUGACGUGUGAUCCCUUGACUGAAUGUGUGUUUUCAAAUGUUGUCCACAGUCUACUAUCCGAUAAUAUACCUGCUCUUUUUUAUAUUUUGUCAUAAAAUUAAAUCAAAGUUACAAACGGGGCAGUUGUGUGUAGUUUUAGCCGCUGUCAUUUAGAAUAAUUAUAAUAAAAUAAUGUUUUGAUUGUGUCUUUUUUGUGUUGAGAUGUUGCCGAUGACGUCACAGAUGUGCUGUAAAUCAGUGGGAACUGAUCUGUCCAUGCUGGAUAUUGAUGAUUUCAUCACAGAAAUCUGUCAGCUGAAGAAAGAGGUGAAGUUACUGGAGGAAAAGCUGAGGACAAGAGGAGAUGAACUCAACACAGAGAUUGUGGUAAAGGUCGAGUCAAACCCCACAGACGCUCAGGACACUGUGUGUGACAGUAAUCACACCUUGAAUCAGGAUGAAUCUACUGAUCAAACCUCCACAGAGUCUCUGGAUUCUGUCUGUAACGCUGGAGAACAGCAGAUCCUGAACACCAGACCACUCAACAUGUGUUCUGUCACACUGAUGGAGAUGAGAAGACAAACCACAGCAGAAGAAGAAGAACAUCACACUGAUGAAGACGAGAAUCAUCAUGAUGAUGAUUUUAUUCCUUCAGAUGAAAGCGGUGAUUCAUGUGGUGAUGGAGAAACGGCCUCUACAUCAAAACAGCGACUGACAGCACAAACUCUUUCCUGCAUCACCUGUGGAAAGACAUUCAGUUCACAGAGACGUUUAGAGACACAUGAGAGAAAACACACAGAACAGAAACUCUUCACCUGCACCAGAUGUGACAUCAGCUUUCCUACCUUACAAGAGAAGAAACUUCAUUCACAAGAGCACAGAGACAAGAAACACUAUGAGAAGAAACAGUUCCAUUGUGAGCAGUGUGGGAAGAAUUUUCUCUUCUCUUCUAGUCUAAAAAUUCACAUGCGGACACACAGUAAUGAAAAGUCUUUCCACUGCAAUCAAUGUGACAAAUGUUUCAGCCGCAAAGAAUAUCUUGUUCUUCAUCAGAGAAUUCACACGGGAGAAAAACCAUACGAGUGUCCUCACUGUGGGUGGAAAUUCAGCGAUGGAAGCAAUCUGAAGAAACACGUGCGUUUACACACCAAUGAGAAACCGUAUCAGUGCAGUGAAUGUGGAAAAACCUUCACACAGUCAAGUUCUCUAAAGUCCCACCAGAGAACUCACACCAAGGAGAAACUCUAUCAGUGUUCAAACUGUGAUAAACGUUUCAGUCAUAAAUCUAAGCUGACAUGUCAUGAGAGAGUUCACACUGGAGAGAAACCUUACCUCUGUUCUCACUGUGGAAAGAGAUUUACUGAUUCAAGUACUUUCAAAGAUCAUCUGAGAGUUCACACUGGAGAAAAACCUUAUCACUGUAAUGUUUGUGGGAAGAGAUUCAGUCGACGUUACAGCGUAAAGACACACCAGAGAACUCACACAGGUGAAAGACCUUAUAAAUGUUCUCAGUGUGACAAGACGUUUACUCAAAGAGUUCUCCUGAGAAUCCAUGAGAGAGUUCACACUGGAGAGAAACCUUAUCACUGCUCCAUCUGUGGAGAGAGAUUCACUCAGUUAGGAAAUAAUCUGAUGCUCUAUGAGAGAAUUCACUCUGGAGAGAAACCUUAUCUCUGCUCUCACUGUGGAAAGAGCUUUACUCAUCCAUCUGAUUUCAGAGUUCAUCAGAGAAUUCACACCGGAGAGAAACCUCAUCACUGUAAUGUUUGUGGGAGAAGUUUUAGCCGCCAAUAUGUUUUAGUAAAACACCAGACAAUUCACACUGGUGAAAGACUUUACAAAUGCUGUAAGUGUGACGAGACGUUUACUCAGAAUGUUCUCCUGAAACUCCAUCAGAAAGUUCACACUGGGGAGAAAUCCACAUGUCUCCCUGCAAAGAAACAUCCACGUGCUUCUGAGGUUUUCAGUUAUGUUAAGAUGUUAACGAUGACGUCACAGAUGUGCUGUAAAUCAGUGGGAACUGAUCUGUCCAUGCUGGAUAUUGAUGAUUUCAUCACAGAAAUCUGUCAGCUGAAGAAAGAGGUGAAGUUACUGGAGGAAAAGCUGAGGACAAGAGGAGAUGAACUCAACACAGAGAAGUCUAGACACACACAGGACUCCGAGCUCAGCCUCACUUUACUCUGUUAUACUGACACAAACCCCACAGACGCUCAGGACACUGUGUGUGACAGUAAUCACACCUUGAAUCAGGAUGAAUCUACUGAUCAAACCUCCACAGAGUCUCUGGAUUCUGUCUGUAACGCUGGAGAACAGCAGAUCCUGAACACCAGACCACUGAACAUGUGUUCUGUCACACUGAUGGACUGCAGGAAACUGAUAGAGAUGAAAACACAAACCACAGUAAAGGAAGAACAGACUGAUGAAGAUGAGAAUCAUGAUGAUGAUGAGGACUUUGUUCCUUUAGAACAUAACACUGAUGAAGAAGAGCAUAUUGAUGAUGAUGUUGAUCUUUUUAUUCCUUCAGAUGAGAGCAGUGAUUCAUGUGGUGAUGGAGAAACGGCCUCUACAUCAAAACAGCGACUGACAGCACAAACUCUUUCCUGCAUCACCUGUGGAAAGACAUUCAGUUCACAGAGACGUUUAGAGACACAUGAGAGAAAACACACAGAACAGAAACUCUUCACCUGCAGCAGAUGUAAGAUCAGCUUUCCUACCUUACAAGAGAAGAAACUUCAUUCACAAGAGCACAGAGACAAGAAACACUUUCCCUGUCAGCAGUGUGGGAAGAAUUGUGUCUCUGUAUCUAGUCUAAAAACUCACAUGAUGUCACACACUGAAGAAAAACCUUUCCACUGCAGUGAAUGUGACAAAUAUUUCAAAACCAAAGGAAAUCUUGUUGCUCAUCAGAUAAUUCACACGGGAGAAAAACCGCACAAGUGUCCUCACUGUGAGAAGAAAUUCACCUACAAAUCUCAUCUAAAGAAACACAUGCGUGUCCAUACCGAUGAAAGACCGUAUCAGUGCAGUGAAUGUGGAAAAACCUUUAGGCAUUUAGAAGGUCUGAAGUCACAUCAACCAACACACUCUGAGGAGAAACUCUAUCAGUGUUCACACUGUGAUAAACGCUUUCGUCAUAAACCUCAUCUGGUAACUCAUGAGAGAAUUCACACUGGAGAGAAACCUUACGUCUGCUCUCACUGUGGAAAGAGCUUUUCUGAUCCAUCUCAUUUCAGAGUUCAUCAGAGAAUUCACACUGGAGAGAGACCUCAUCACUGCAGUGUUUGUGGGAAGAGUUUCACUCAACAGGGUAACCUACUAAAGCACCAGAGAAUUCAUUCAGGUGAAAGACCUUAUAAAUGUUCUCAGUGUGACAAGACGUUUGCUUACUCAGAAGUCCUGAAAACUCAUCAGAGAGUUCACACAGGAGAGAAACCUUAUCACUGCUCCAUCUGUGGUGAGAGAUUUUCUUAUGCAGGAAGUUGUCAGACUCAUCAGAAGAAACAUGCUGAAGAACAAACUGCACUGGAAUCAUCAUAGCGUCUUACUAUACUUGUGUGUAGCAUCUAUAACCUUGCCACGAAUAUGCUUAAACUCACACAUUCACUUCUCUUUAUAUUUCUGUAGAUAUUAAGUUUCUGCUGUCUGUGAAACAUCAGGAACAUUCAGUUUAAAUCAGUCAGUGUGGGUCUUUAGCCUACAGAUCUUUAUUGUUGUCACGUAUUAAUGGAAAUGAACCCGUGUUAUGUUGUGUGUCCAAUGAUGGACGUAUAUGACACAUUUUAAUUACUUUUUCAAUAAUUGAGUGUCAUCCUCAAGUAUCACAGAUAAAAUAAAUGUCAUGUUCAUUCUUGCAGAUUUCUUGUGAAAACCAAGCACUAUAAAAGAAAUGUGAAUGUUAGCAGUAUUUGAAAUAAAUCAUUGAAGACUUUCCACUCACGGCA
Triplophysa dalaica is the source of this 4087-nucleotide messenger RNA. RefSeq names its product zinc finger protein 658B-like. Lineage: Eukaryota; Metazoa; Chordata; Actinopteri; Cypriniformes; Nemacheilidae. The coding region runs from base 369 to 3683 and encodes 1104 amino acids. The transcript has 7 exons. The record is from RefSeq and is a predicted model, not a curated record.